Scatophagus argus is the source of this 2169-nucleotide messenger RNA. RefSeq names its product meteorin-like protein. NCBI's taxonomy places the organism in Eukaryota, Metazoa, Chordata, Actinopteri, Scatophagidae. Bases 690 to 1577 code for a protein of 295 amino acids. The record is from RefSeq and is a predicted model, not a curated record. The transcript has 4 exons. Gene Ontology annotation, molecular function: hormone activity.
GUGUGUGUGUGUGUGUGUGUGUGUGUGCCUGCAGCAGACCACAUUUUGUCCUCCAGAUGUGAGGGGUUUGUGCGGUGCAUCAUCCCGCCGCUAGAUGAAGCUGAAGCACAGAAACGAGACUGCAUUUCUGUAUUCUCUCUCUCUCUCUAUUUUUUUUUUCUUUAGUUCCAGCUGCCCUAGUUUUGAAGUGGCCUUAAGUUAACUGCUCCAAAGUUUGACUCACUAUUUAUUUAUUUUGGGAUUAGAGUUAGUGAAAUUGGACUGAAUUAUCUGUACUCUGUUUCAGUUUUGCAGUUUUCCUCUUGAUGGAGAUUUUAAAAAAUGUAGCCUUCGGGUAAUAAAAUGCGCGAUGUAGCCUUGUUUAACCGGGAUGGUGAGGAAAGUAAAAUCAGGAAGCUUCUCAGGAGUGAGUGAAUUAUGGUGCACAGAUGUUAACAGGCGGCUGAAGGCUUUCAAACGGAUUGUCUCUUCAGAGAGCAAAGACAAAGACCUGCAGCAGUCCCCAACAACUGGAUCGGUCCUAAUUAGUGUGAGUGUGUGUGUGUGUGUGUGUGUGUGAGAGAGAGAGAGAGAGAGAGAGAGAGACUCCAGUGAAGCUGAACCAUCGCAGCGCUCUCUACAGCUCACAGACUUUCUAGCCAUGCAUCGCCGUCCACUUCUGUCUGGAUCUUUAACUUUGCGCGCUUGAGAUGUUGCCAAAUGUACUGGUUUUGAUGUGCAUGCUGGGUCUGCAGCUGCGGCACUGCGCGGCUGACCUGUGCAACUGGACUGGAAGCGGUUUUGCAGCUGGUGUGGACUCCAGGAUCGUACUGCAGGUGCGGCUGCGCUGCACAGAGGGCUCGGUGAGGUGGUUAUACCCAGGCCAGGCUCUCCGGGUGGUCCUGGAACCCAACUUGUCCUCCGCCCGACGCACCACCAUCUGCAUCAAACCGUCUCCCUCCUUCCGCGGAGCCAGCGUGUUCAUUGAGCGGGCGGGGGAGCUGGAGCUGCUGGUGACGGACGGCGAGCGGCCCGAGCAGCAGGUGUUCUGCUUCCGGGCAGACGGUCCGCACAGGCCCGCCAUCUACCUCCAGUCCGGCCCGCAGAGUGAUGGCGUCUGGAGCAAACGCAUGAUGGGCUUCAGAUAUGAGCUGCUGGCCAACAGGAGCGCCGCACCCAACCUGGGCCACAGUGGGCUUCAGACUUCAUGCCGACCCUGUAAUGAUACAGAACUCCUGAUGGCCGUCUGCAACAGCGACUUCGUGGUCAGAGGCUCCAUCAAGAACAUCUCCCACGACUCUGCACGUCAGACAUCGUUGGUGGAGGUAUCAGCAGCGAGGGUGUACUGGCAGCGCAGCAGAGUGUUUGAGCAACCAGCAACUUCUGGGUCCUCUGGACUCGUCCCAUCUUGGCGUGGGCACAUCCACACACUUCUGCAGUGUCACGUGAAGCCUGGGGAUGGGGAGUUUCUCUUCACGGGGUCAGAACACUUUGGGGAAGCUUGGCUAGGGUGUGCCCCGCGAUACAAAGACUUCCUGUCUGUCUACCAGACUGCUUGGGCGGCACGUCGGAAUUCCUGUGACUUCCCUUUAGACUGAGGAAGUGCGUUGUUUUAUCACCGCUGAGCCCUGCCAGCCUCUGUCCACAGGCCUCCUAACCCCUGUACUGGCACUGUGGGAUCCCUGUAAUGUUGCCAUGUGCCAGCAAGGUGGCAUCCAGCAGGGAUGAAGCUGUUGAAUUGCUGGUAAAAAGACACAUUUGGAGGCACAGAACAGGAGCAAACAGCAGGGCCUCCCGCACUGAGGCUCAGAGAGGGCCGGCCUUUGUCCCUCUCCCAUCGCUGCCCUCAGUCCUGGGAGACUAAGAAGGGGUUGGGUUGCUGCUCUUUCUUUGUGCUGCUCCCAGCAUCAACCAUCGUUCACUUUGCUGGCUCUGUGUGACAAUUACCCUCUGAACUGAGUUAGGAGGGAAGACCGAAGCACAGCCAUUUGUGAUCGGCAGCUUGUCUUGGUGAAAAGGCUUGUACGCAUGAGAUUGUGAAGUUAUUUUUAUUCUGACUCACCUGUGUUAAAGUUUAAUACCCUCCAUGCUUUGUCUAUUUAUAACUUCUAAUGUGUUGUACUCCUCACAUGACCUUUGAAUUAAAUGUAUUUGUACUUAGAAUGCAAAAUAAAUCCUUUCAAGGCUCCG